Haliotis rubra (blacklip abalone) is the source of this 1636-nucleotide messenger RNA. Its product is annotated as mucin-2-like. Bases 79 to 1389 code for a protein of 436 amino acids. The record is from RefSeq and is a predicted model, not a curated record. Lineage: Eukaryota; Metazoa; Mollusca; Gastropoda; Lepetellida; Haliotidae. The transcript is spliced from 4 exons.
GGCGCCAUUAGUGCGGGCUUUAUAAGUAGAACACGGGUACUUCACACAAUCUCACCAGAAGAAGGAAGCAAAUUCUCAAUGAUGGUUAUACUUCUUCUCUUGUGUUUCUUCACUGUUGCAACUUGCGAGAAUUGUGUCAGUCCGACGCUGGAGGUUGUGACACAAGGUGUAAUGUGCAAGACACCAUCGACUGACCUGACGGAUGGACAACAUGAUGUUACUCAAUGUGGAAUUUGGCUGUUCUGUACCUCGGGGAAGGUGUCUGCAUGUCGAAGCCAGGCGGACCAAAGUUGCCUUUCCAUCGACCAGGAAUGUUCCGCACUAGUGCAAGAAACCAGCACCUCUACCUUAGCUUGCACAACAAAGAGAAGGCGACGUGACCUGCAUCAACCUGCACGACGUUCCCCAAGGUCUGUGUCCGCUCGACUUGUUGACCUAAUAUACCGACGUGAACGCUCGGAGGAUAUAACUACAUCGACAGAAGACACUUAUCAUCAUGAUUUUACAACAGUCCCUCCAACAACAACAACUACAGCUACAACGCCUCCAGUAACUACAACAUCUACGGUAGCAGCAGAGCCGGCCACGACCACAACGGAGAACGUGGUGAUUGAUAUUUUUACAACACUCCCUCCAAGUACUACAACGACAAUUACAACGCCUCCCACUUCCACAACGACACCUACAAGGCCUCCCACUUCCACAACAGCACCUACAACGCCUCCCACUUCCACAACGGCACCUACAACACCGCCAGUAACUACAACAUCUACGGUAGCAGCAGAGCCGGCCACGACCACAACGGAGAACGUGGUGAUUGAUAUUUUUACAACACUCCCUCCAAGUACUACAACGACAAUUACAACGCCUCCCACUUCCACAACAGCACCUACAACACCUCCAACUUCCACAACGGCACCUACAACACUGCCCACUUCCACAACGGCACCUACAACACCUCCCACUUCCACAACGGCACCUACAACACCUCCCACUUCCACAACGGCACCUACAACACCUCCCACUUGCAAAACGGCACCUACAACGCCUCCAGUAACUACAACAACAAGGGCAGCAGCAGCAGACCCGGACACGACCACAACGGAGGAUGUAGUGGUUGCUGAUUUUACAACAGCUCCUCCAACUACAACAACGACAUCCCCUACGUUAGUUAGGAAGAAGCGUGAGCUUAAUGACGAGUGGAAAAAUGAAGAGGUUGGUAGAUCAUUCACAUCAGCGUUGAAGAAGAGAAGAAAUACAGUCGAGGAAAAGAGGAAGAAGACGAAAAAUGACAACAGCCAGCUGUUGAAGUACAUCGCAUCAAAAAUGCGACGUGGCAAGAAAUUUUCUAUUUUGUUCGCCAUACUUGACGAAAAUAUAACUUUGUAAUCAUUUCUGAUUAACAGCCUGGUCAAUAUGGGCUCAAAACGUGUCAUAUAUAUUACUCAAAGGAAGUUAAGGAAAGCUCGCAUACAGUCAUAUGACCAGACUUGGUGUCCUUUACUGUUUUCUAAUAAUAUAUAUCUACUGUCUUUCUGGGCAGAUUUAAUGUUUCUAAUUUUGUUCAAGAUUAAAAUUAAAAUGGUAUUUAUGAUUUCAAAGAAAUCACAUAACGGCCCCCUUUAAUCAAAUAAAC